UUUCCACAGAGAGCUGACUGAUAUUUGAAGAAGUGUUUUCAUUAAUCCAAGAAAAAUAUGAUGUAUCCAUCCCGAGUCUCACUUUUGUUCUUAAAUAUAUGUAUUUUUGUUUGUGGAGAAGCUGAGCAAGGCAACUAUGUGCAUCAUUCUACGGAUUCUUCAGUAGUUAACACUGUAGAAGAUAUAUCUAAUGCAAAAGAUCAAAGUAAAAGUAAUGACACUAUUUAUAAAGAAGACUGUGAGGAUUCAUGUGAUGUUAUUACUAAAAUUACAAGAGAAGAAAAACACUUCAUGUGUAGAAAUUUGCAAAAUUCCAUUGUUUCCUACACACGAAGUACCAAAAAAUUAUUAAGAAAUAUGAUGGAUGAACAGCAAGCAUCUUUGGAUUAUUUAUCUAAUCAGGUUAAUGAGCUCAUGAAUCGAGUUCUCCUUUUGACCACAGAGGUUUUCAGAAAACAGCUGGAUCCUUUUCCUCACAGACCAGUUCAAUCGCAUGGUUUAGAUUGCAGUGACAUUAAAGAUACCAUUGGCUCUGUCACCAGAACACCAAGUGGUUUAUAUAUAAUCUACCCAGAAGGAUCUAGUUACCCAUUUGAGGUCAUGUGUGAUAUGGAUUUCAGAGGAGGUGGAUGGACUGUGAUACAGAAAAGGAUUGAUGGAGUAAUUGAUUUCCAAAGGUUGUGGUGUGACUAUCUGGAUGGAUUUGGCGACCUUUUAGGAGAAUUUUGGCUAGGACUAAGAAAGAUUUUUUAUAUAGUAAAUCAGAAAAAUACCAGCUUUAUGCUGCAUGUGGCCUUGGAAUCUGAAGAUGACACCUUCGCUUAUGCAUCGUAUGAUAAUUUUUGGUUAGAAGAUGAAACAAGAUUUUUUAAAAUGCACAUAGGACGGUAUUCAGGAAAUGCUGGUGAUGCAUUCCGGGGCCUCAGAAAAGAAGAUAAUCAAAAUGCAAUGCCUUUCAGCACAUCUGAUGUUGACAAUGAUGGGUGUCGCCCGGCAUGCCUGGUUGAUGGUCAGUCUGUGAAAAGCUGCAGUCGCCUCAAUAACAGCACUGGCUGGUGGUUCAACCAGUGCGGCUUGGCAAAUCUAAAUGGCAUUCAUUCUUUCCCGGGAAAAUUGCUUGCAACUGGAAUCCAGUGGGGCACGUGGAUCAGAAACAACUUACCUGUCAAGAUUAAAUCUGUUUCAAUGAAAAUUAGAAGAACAUACAACCCAUAUUUUAAGUAAUCUCGUAAAUUGUAAGGCAAGUUCCACAAUUAUUUUUGAUGCUGUGUUCAUAAUUUUAUGGAGCCUCUCUUUUUCCUUAGUUUUAAAUACAUUAUAAUAUUUAUAGAUGGUAUUUAAGUGCUAUGAGGUUAAUUGGAGAACUUCAAUUUUGUAGCAUUUUCUAAGAGAAAUCAAGGCUUAUUGUAUGUUUUCACUACCAAUUAUGUUAACUAAGUAUAAUCAAGUUUGUUUUAAGUGAAUUACAACUUGUCUUCCUGAAAUUUAUAGUGAUUUUAUACGAUUUUACCUUUUCUUGGAAAUUAGAAAGCAUAAUAAGCUGUUAAGGAA
Messenger RNA from Oryctolagus cuniculus (rabbit), 1551 nucleotides. RefSeq names its product angiopoietin like 5 (gene ANGPTL5). The record is from RefSeq and is a predicted model, not a curated record. Lineage: Eukaryota; Metazoa; Chordata; Mammalia; Lagomorpha; Leporidae.